Messenger RNA from Otolemur garnettii (small-eared galago), 1511 nucleotides. It is a transcript of the gene CCNA1, whose product is annotated as cyclin A1. The transcript has 8 exons. Gene Ontology annotation, molecular function: cyclin-dependent protein serine/threonine kinase regulator activity. Bases 37 to 1302 code for a protein of 421 amino acids. Lineage: Eukaryota; Metazoa; Chordata; Mammalia; Primates; Galagidae. The record is from RefSeq and is a predicted model, not a curated record. Gene Ontology annotation, cellular component: cyclin A2-CDK2 complex; cytoplasm; nucleus. Gene Ontology annotation, biological process: regulation of cyclin-dependent protein serine/threonine kinase activity; mitotic cell cycle phase transition.
UUCCCCUGGUAGAAGCACCUUGUGGAGUCUGACGCAAUGCGUCGCAGCAGCUCCAAGAGCGGAGUUGUAGUGGCUCCUGUGACAGGAGGUCCCGAUGCUUGUCAGAUGCUCACCAGAGCCCAGCUGGGUCAGGACCCCCCACAAAGAACAGUGCUAGGGGUGCUAACUGAAAAUGGACAGUUCAGGAAGACCUGUGGCCAGGGGAUCACAGCAAUAAAGUGUUUUUCUGGAUCUGAAAAUGCCUUCCCUCCAGCUGGAAAGAAAGCACCAUCUGAUUCUGGGGUCCAUGAACCCCCCAAGCAAGCGUUUGACAUCUACAUGGAUGAACCUGAGCAGGGGGACAGAGAGAGCGGCUUAGGCAGAGAGGGGAUGGCGUUUGAGGAUGUAUAUGAAGUAGAUGCCAGCACACUCAAGUCAGACCUCCACUUCCUGCUGGAUUUCAGCUCAGUUUCCCCUAUGCUGGUAGAUUCAUCUCUCCAUUCCCAGUCUGAAGAUGCAUCAGAUUUUGGCACAGAUGUGAUAAAUGUGACUGAAUAUGCUGAAGAAAUUCAUCAGUACCUUAGAGAAGCUGAAAUGAGGUACAGACCCAAAGCUCACUACAUGAGAAAGCAGCCAGACAUCACAGAGAGCAUGCGUACAAUUCUGGUGGACUGGCUGGUGGAGGUUGGUGAAGAGUAUAAGCUUCGCGCAGAGACUCUGUAUCUGGCUGUCAACUUCUUGGACAGAUUCCUUUCAUGUAUGUCUGUUCUGAGAGGCAAAUUGCAGCUUGUAGGAACAGCAGCUAUUCUUUUGGCUUCGAAAUAUGAAGAGAUAUAUCCACCUGAAGUAGAUGAGUUUGUCUAUAUAACUGAUGAUACAUACACUAAACGGCAGCUGUUGAGAAUGGAACACCUGCUCCUGAAAGUCCUCGCUUUCGAUCUAACAGUGCCAACCACCAACCAGUUUCUCCUUCAGUACUUGCGGCGGCAGGGAGUGUGUGUCAGAACUGAGAACCUGGCCAAGUACGUAGCAGAAUUGAGUCUACUUGAAGCUGACCCAUUCUUGAAAUACCUUCCUUCAUUGACAGCUGCAGCAGCUUACUGCCUGGCAAACUAUACUGUGAAUAGGCACUUCUGGCCAGAAACUCUUGCUGCAUUUACAGGCUAUUCAUUAAGCGAAAUUGUGCCUUGCCUGAGUGAGCUACAUAAGGCAUGCCUUGAUAUGCCCCAUCGACCUCAGCAGGCCAUUAGGGAGAAGUAUAAGGCUUCAAAGUACCUGCAUGUGUCUCUCAUGGAACCACCUGCAGUUCUUCCUCUACAAUAAGUUGCAGAACUGAAGCACUUCCAGAACUUACAUCCCUACCGACAGAAUCACUCUUAAUAGUCAUAGGUUCCUGCAGGUUGCGUCAGCUAAGGUUGCUAAAAUAUAGAUGACUUUUUUUUAACGUAGAUGUGUUUAGGUUUUCUUAGACUUUAGUAGCUUGUAAUAUAGUCUAACAUUUUUUUUAAAGAAUAAACACCUUGCCUCAUGAC